AUUCCCAUUCUGUCUGGAUCCCCAGAUUCGAACCAUGUUCAAUCGAUUUGAACGUAAUAUCUACUUGAUUAUGACUGGAUCUCUCGCUAUUAUAUCCAUUGCACUUACUAGCAUCAUAUUUAAGGAAAUGUUCUCAAGGGGAAACUCUCAGUGUUUCUUGAAUACACGCACCCCAGAAAGGCAGAAAAAAUUCACUUUCAUGGGCGACGAUUUUCCCGAGUCAUUCGUUGACGUGGGCAAAGUGAAACUCGUGGUGGAGGAAAGUGUACGAUUUGCACUAGACCGUCCGGAGGCCAACACCGAGUGGCUUUCCACUUCUCCCCCGGGAACUGGACACGUAGCGCUGGGUCCAGAUAACCGAGCUUUCUUCGUGGCCAUGUUCCAUCAGCUUCAUUGUCUAAGACUCUUCCGAACGGCUCUCGUUGGUCAAAAUCAUAAUGCUGAAGGACAUGCACACCACUGUCUUAAUUAUCUGAGACAAUGGAUACUUUGCCAAGCAGAUCUUACACUUGAAGCAGGAGAUUUUACCACACGAGACUUCGAACAACACCGCGUUGGUGCCACACACGUCUGCAGAGACUGGGGUGAGAUAUAUGACAGCGUCGCUGUCAAUUGGCAAGAACGCCAACUUGCUGCCAGUAGCAAUUCUACUACAUGAGCUACCAGGAAUAUAUGGAUCAGUGUAUAUACCCUUCAAGCAGAAUGGCCGCAUUAUAGGACCGUCAUAUCAUGAUGGUAAUUUCACUGGACGAAUGAGCAAGGGGGUGUUCUACAUAUCGCUCAUUCCGUGUCGCAUCAGUUUUAAGCUAUUAGCAGGCUGCCGAUAUGCUUCGCGAAAAGUCUAGGUCAACUCUAUGUACCAUACGCCAAAUUUAAAUAUCUUUUGUAAAAUAGAUUAAAGGUGUUGUUUAAGACCACUCAUGAAAAAAUCUUGAUAAACGGCCUAUUAUCUUUGCAACUUGUAAGUCGGUACCAAGUCAUGAAAAGAUUUCAUGAUCACUUGAAAGUG
Suillus clintonianus is the source of this 1009-nucleotide messenger RNA. RefSeq lists its product as uncharacterized. The record is from RefSeq and is a predicted model, not a curated record. Gene Ontology annotation, biological process: mycotoxin biosynthetic process. The coding region runs from base 35 to 658 and encodes 207 amino acids. Lineage: Eukaryota; Fungi; Basidiomycota; Agaricomycetes; Boletales; Suillaceae. The transcript has 3 exons.